AUGGCUUCUACAUUAAACUUUUUAUACUUGCUAUUCCUACCAAUAUUUAGUGAACAAAUCAGAACUAUUCAGAAAAUUGCUGAAAAUGAGAAAAUAUUGUUGAAAAAAAUAUUCAAAAAGGAAAACUAUGAUUACUCUUUACCUUCCGAGUCACCAACUGUUGUUUUACCCUUCAUGUUUAUUGACCACAUCGAACAACUUGACGAAGAACAACAGUUGAUGGAUAUGCAUUGUAGUAUGUUAUUUCACUGGACUGAUAAAAGAAUUGUUUGGGAACCGCAGGACUAUGGUAAUGUUGGCAAAAUCGUACGACAAAAAAGUGAUUUACCAAGAAUGUGGAAAUUGAGGAGUGAUCAAGCAAUGCAAUAUUUUAAUACUGAAGUAACCUUGACCAGCAAUGGAGCUGUUUAUGCGCAGGUGAUACUAACAAUUCGUUCAACAUGUUCUCUGGAUUUCACCGCAUAUCCAAAUGAUAUUCAGAGUUGUUUGUUAACUAUGUUCACACCGUUGCCAUUGUCCAGAUUGAAAUUUUCGAGAUGGACAUCAUUAACUCAGAAAUCGGAUGCAUUCGGUAGUUUGAUGAAUGAAUUACGAACCAUCCGGUCUGGUGAAUUUGAAGUUACAAAUCUAUCCGCAACGUUGCUUUUCAUCCUUCCAUUCGGCAAAAUUACUGCCAACGAGAGCGCAGACCGACCUGAAAUGAUGCGUUCAAUAAUACGUUUUGAAAUAAAAUUUCGCAGAAUCGUAUAUUACUACUCGGUGACAAUCGCUUUACCACUGUUUUGUUUGGCAACGAUAACAUUUAUGGUAGGAACGACUGCAUCUGCUUCCAGUUCCAUUGUAUGGCUUUUGUUAUGUUUUGCGGCACAGAUUCUGAAUUACACUCAGAUGCUGAACAGGUUACCACCUGAUCAGCAGAAUACUCCUUUUUGCGCAAAAAUGGCUACAAUAAUGUUGGUAGAAACACUGGCACUGAUUGCUUACCGUGCGGUAAUAACAUAUAAGUGUAAUAAUCAUUCGAUUAGUGGAAAAGGAAUGUCUAGAUGUCCUAGGGUGCAAAAAAUCGAGGAAACACUCCGAAUUCUGCUUGUUCUUCAUACCCUUCUAAAUGCUGUUUUAUUAUUUUGUUGA
Cercopithifilaria johnstoni is the source of this 1131-nucleotide messenger RNA. NCBI's taxonomy places the organism in Eukaryota, Metazoa, Nematoda, Chromadorea, Rhabditida, Onchocercidae. The record is from the annotation of a GenBank genome assembly.